Molecule: messenger RNA, 2805 nt
Organism: Stylonychia lemnae
Lineage: Eukaryota; Ciliophora; Spirotrichea; Sporadotrichida; Oxytrichidae
Source: the annotation of a GenBank genome assembly
AUGGAAGAAGAUUAGACUAAAAGAGGGGAAACGACAAAGGAAGGUUAGGAGUUAGAGGAGGAAAAACAGUCAGAGGUAAACGCAGAGCUGAUUCCACCAGCUAUUAUCGAAAACCCCAAAUAAAAAUUUACUGUAAAUGGAGUUGACUUUGAAACCAGCUAUUUUGGACCGAUGGUUAUUCAGGGCUACUUAAAAAAGCUGGCAAGUGGUGAUUCAUUAUUUAAUGAAAAUAAGUUUCAGAGAAGGUUUUUUAUGCUAAAUCUCAGUUUUGCAAUAUUUAAAUAUGCUAAAACGCCUACUGCUGAAUUUAAAUCUCAUCUAUUUAAGGAAAUAGAGUAUAUUGUAACAGAUGGCCCAAACAUGUAUUUUCAUAAAAAGUAUUAGUUUCCUUUCAAAGUGAAAUGUAAAGAAAGGUUUUAUCACUUAUGUGCUAAGACGAACUAGGAGAGACAAGCCUGGAUUAAUGGCUUUAAUUUCUUAUUCGAAUUCAGAAGAUAGCAAAUGGAAAAGUAUCAAGCUGUACUACCUUAAACUUCUACCCCAUUACCUGACGCUUACAAGGAAUUUUUAAUUAAGCAAAGCUUUGCAGAGUACAAUGAUCCUGAAUUAUCAAAAAUGGAAAGCGUAGAGGGAUUAUAAAAGAGUUAGUCACUAUUUAAAAAGCUAAACUUAAAGCCAUUCUUCAACAUGCUAGUUAAUAGAAAAAAGCCUGAAUUAUUUGGUAUGGGUUAAACACCUAAUCUAGAACUAAUAAGAAGUCCAAGUAAAAAUACUGAUAAUCAAGCUGAUAAUUAUUCUCAGCUAGAAUUACCAGCAGAAGUUAAGGAAUAGCUCGAGACAAUAAAUCAAAUCAGAGAAUAAGUAUAUGAAGAAUAUAAGGAGCUCGAAAAAAAAUAAGAGGAGUUUGAGAAAUAGAAAAAGGAGUUCCUAUAGUUUUAAAUUGAUGAGACAGAGAAACUUAUAGCAGAGAAGAAGAAAUUUUAGGAAAAAAAAGAGAAAUUUAGACAGGAAAAGCAUAGAUAUAUGGCGCAGCUACAAACAUCGAAUGUCAAUGAUGUAGUCAUCAGUGAUAUCGAUAAGCAAGGAAAUAAUGGCUCUAUCGCCAAUUUAAAAUCAAUUGAUUAAAACUAGUAGAUUAGUGAGAUGAAUGCGAAUGAGAGUCCUAAGUUUCCUAGGAAGAGAGUGAUUAAAAAAAGUGUGGAUAGAUAAAGUGCGAAAUUUCCUUUAGUCCUUAACAAUUAAAACGCUUUACUUAGUACAUAACUGAAACAGAAAUUAAAAAGAAAUUAACAGAAUUAGCCUGGAUCAAGCGAUGCUUAAGAAUCCUUAGAUAGAUAAGACUUUGAGAAUAGAAAAGAUUCUGACUAAGGUGGUAACAACAUAAUGAUUGAAGAUCCCAUGAAAAUUAAAACAGAUGUACAAUAAAUUGAAAAUGAUUUGGAGCACAACACUUUCUCAGAUCAAUAGAUGAAGACUUUUAGCAGAAAGAAGGUUAAAGUAUAAAGAGGCAAAAGCACUUCAAACAGAAUGAUGGUAAACAGUGCUCUUGAUAGUUAUACAUUAAUAGGCUUGAAUAAAAAUACUAGUUAAAAUACAGCAGGUUCUUAGUCAGGAGAAGAUUAAGUGCAGAUUUUUACCAAUCAAAUUGAAUAACCUCGCAAUGAGUCUACCUCGAUUAAGUAAAACUAAGAUAUUGCUAUUUAGGAUUUGAGAGCAUCUAGAGCAGAAAAUAAGUUAAUUGCAGAGGACAUAGAUAAUGAUGGGGAAUCUUCAAAUUUAAAUACAAUAAACCUGCUAAGAAACAGGUCAUCUCGUAAAAAAAAAGAGGAAAUAAUAGUUGAUGAGGAUCACGAUAAUAUACCUGGAGAAAGCUUCAUUGAAAAAAAUGAGCCUGAUCUUCCAAAAAUAGAUCUUUAGGAUAAAUUUAAUAAUGUUACUAGUCCAGAAAUUAAAUUUAUUCCAAAAAUAGGUGGAGGAAGAUCGAAUUCCAUUCAUCUAGCACAUUUAAAAAGCAUAGUUUAACCUAAGCUUUAAUAAAAUCAAAGUAUGCAACCAGAACUUAUUAAUGUUGAAGCAAAGAAAAUAAAUCAGAUCUAAAGUAAUAUUUCAAACAUGAUUAAUGGGAGCACAAUCGAUACUCUUAUUGAGAGAGAAAGAGAUGCUUAGUUUAUUGAAAGGCUGGAUAAGUAAAAUAAAAUUAAUCUCAAAAAUGGUAAUACAUUUUUGCAAAAAUCAGCUGCCAUCAAUUAAGACCAGAAUUAAGACUUCAAUAUAUCAGGCGGUAUUUAACUUGUAAAUCACAACAAUUACUCUUAAUUCUAUGGUAGCAAAGCAAAUGCUUCCAAUAACAUCAAAUAAAGGAAUCAAUUUGAAAAUUCUUCUUAUACCAAAGACAAUUAUAUUACUAGUCCAUAAAAAAGUAGAUACUCUAAUCAUAUGCCUGCUUAAAUUAACUAAAACAAUAAUUGGGGUAAUGAGAUAGAUGAAGAUAUCCAAACUUAAAAACCAUUCUUUAAUGUCGAUAAGUCUAAGUUUGAGCAACUUCAACUUAUCAAUAAUUAAUCUCAUCAUAGUAGACAGAAGGAUAAUGAUAAUGGAGUCUAGAAAUCGUCAUCGUAUCAGCCGAUUGAUCCACCAAAAUAAGAUACUGUGUUGGAAAGUUUUGAUGCUAACUGGGAUGAUGAUUUAGAAGCAUCAAUCAAGCAAGCUCAAAAAGAAUAAAAAGGUGCAAAUUUUAAGACCAUUAGCUCAUUACCUAAGAAAAAUAAAAGCAAAAAUGAAGAAUUUGAGGAAGUAUGGGAAUGA